Molecule: messenger RNA, 6367 nt
Organism: Carassius gibelio (silver crucian carp)
Lineage: Eukaryota; Metazoa; Chordata; Actinopteri; Cypriniformes; Cyprinidae
Product: neuropeptide Y receptor type 1-like
Exons: 2
Coding region: 421-1560 (379 amino acids)
Biological process (GO): G protein-coupled receptor signaling pathway
Cellular component (GO): plasma membrane; neuron projection
Molecular function (GO): neuropeptide binding; neuropeptide Y receptor activity
Source: RefSeq, a predicted model, not a curated record
AUAGUUUAUCGGUCUCUGGAAGUGAAGUCGAUGUCAACAGACAGACCGAGUCCAUGUGCGAACGAGCCUCUCGAGCGAGCGCGGGAGAUCUGGAGACACCUCCUUCUUGCGCCUCAGGUUUGGUUGAUAAACCUCAGCUCCUCGAACCACCAGUUACUCCUGCACCGAGGAGAACAGUGCGUCUGAGAGCCACGGUCACGGAGACGGGAUUUGCGCCUGUCACACACGGUCUCUCAGAUCAACAGUUCUGUGCUAUGCAAAAAAAUAAGAUGAGACAACUUGGGUACUAAAAGAAAACUGGUGUUGGGAAGGAGCAGCCUUGCGUUGGACAAUUCCUCUUCAUUUCCUCGCCUCUCAAGAGACUAAACCAGACAGACUGUGCUCUUGAAAUCGUUCAUUUCAAGAGAAAUUCAGCAACUGAUGGCAAUGGAGCGGUCUCAUCUGAACAACAGCUCCGGCUCUUGGUUAUUGGAGGAUCCCGCCUGUCCAACCUCCCUCAGCAGCACCACUUUCCUCAUCGUAGCAUACAGCACCAUGUUAGCAGUGGGCCUGGUGGGCAACACUUGCCUGGUUUUGGUCAUUACACGACAAAAGGAGAUGCGCAAUGUGACUAACAUCUUCAUCGUCAAUCUCUCAUGCUCUGAUAUCCUUGUUUGCUUGGUGUGUUUACCAGUCACCAUUAUCUACACGCUUAUGGAUCGAUGGAUUUUGGGUGAGGCUUUGUGUAAGGUGACGCCGUUCGUUCAGUGUAUGUCUGUAACAGUUUCAAUUUUCUCCAUGGUUCUCAUAGCCUUGGAAAGGCACCAGCUCAUCAUCCAUCCCACCGGUUGGAAACCAGUUGUCAGACACUCUUACCUGGCUGUCGCGGUUAUCUGGAUCAUAGCAUGUUUUAUCUCCCUUCCAUUCCUUUCGUUCAACAUCCUCACAAACUCGCCCUUCCACAACCUCAGCCUUCCCUUCAAUCCCUUCAGCGAUCACUUUAUAUGCAUUGAACAAUGGCCAUCUGAGGGGAAUCGACUGACUUAUACCACAACGCUGCUGCUGUGCCAAUACUGCUUACCAUUGGCGCUCAUUCUCGUCUGUUAUUUUCGCAUAUUUUUGCGUCUGAGUCGCCGUAAAGACAUGGUCGAAAGGGCUCGAGGUGGGCGGCAGAAGAAGACCAAAGGCUCAAAGCGAGUUAACGCCAUGCUAGCCUCGAUUGUAGCCGCGUUUGCCCUCUGUUGGCUGCCACUGAAUGUUUUCAACACGAUUUUUGACUGGAACCACGAAGCAAUUCCAGUCUGUCAGCAUGACGCCAUUUUCUCAGCUUGUCACCUCACUGCCAUGGCGUCGACCUGUGUGAACCCAGUGAUCUAUGGGUUCCUAAACAAUAACUUCCAGAAGGAGCUGAAAUCGUUGCUUUCCAGGUGCCGCUGCUGGGGGCCACCCGAGAGUUAUGAAAGUUUUCCUUUGUCCACUGUCAGUACAGGCAUUACUAAGGGGUCUAUCCUGAGCAAUGGCUCUGCUAGCACCUAUCAACCACACAAGAAACACAGUUUGGAACAGAAAGAGACCAUUUAAAUGUGCUGGAUGGACUAUAAGGCUAUGUAUCUACCUACAUUUCAAGCGUCCAGAGGUGGCUUGAGAGCACCGCCAGUCAGUCUGUGCAAGAUUAGUGACUGAUUUUAAGGUUUGAACAGAGAAAAUCUGUGACAUUCAAAGUUCUCAUUGCUAAAACAUGUCCACUUGUCUUCUUUAAACACAAAAAUGGACUGAAACAUAUUAAGGAAAGGCUUACUAUAGCUGGGCUCUGCAGAGGAGAACCAUGUCAUGAUAAAUAUCAUUGCAAAUUGCGUUGCAGUUUUAACCACUGCUAAAAUGACUUUGGCCAAUUAAAUAUGCUGGUUUUGUGGCCAUUAUAUGGUGAGUUCUCAAUGGCACAGAAAGCCAUUUUUGCCAAUUAGAGCAAAGUUCUCUCUGAGAGACUUUAUAAUGAAAUACUGAGUGGAGGAGGCCUUUUCUUGUCAAAGUCUUUUUCAAUAUAUGUGACUUGGUAAAAAAAAAAAAAGAAGAAAAAAAAAGAAAAUGAAAUGACUUCUUUGGUUCUUUUCACCAUUAAAUGAAUAGUUUGCCUAAAAAUAAACAUUCUGUCAUCAUCACUCAUGUUGUUCCAAUCCUGUGACUUUCUUUCUGCUGUGAAACACAAAAGCACCAAAAAUUAUCAUAAAACUAGUACAUAUGACUAUGCCUUGACAUGUAAUUCAUGUCAUUUUAACCAAAAAUCAUGCAGUGAGCUUGGUAUGAAUCAGUAAAAUGAUACAGAUCAGUUUGAUUUGCAAAUGGAUCAUUCAUACAGCUAUUUUGAUCUGAUUCACUGUAACUCAUUCAUUGUAAACAUCUGGCUCAAAGUAAUGAUUCAAUCUCUAAUGAACAUAGUAUGGAUUCAAAAAACAUGAAAUGUAGCACAUGACUCGUAUGGAAUACUUUUAUGUUAUUUUGUCCUUCUUUUUGAAGUUUGAAAGCUUUGGUUGCUAUUUGUUGUAAUUAAAGACCAAUCUUUUGUGUUUUACAAAGGAAAGAAAGUUAUACCAAUUUGGAACAUUGUGAACAUGAUUAUAUUAUUGUUAACUAUUUCUUUAAAGGAACGUAAAGAACUAGCAAUAUGUGUAUAACGUGUACAUUUAAAAUCAGUUGUUAUUAUACGUCAUCAGGACUAUAUAAGCACAUUCUGUCAUUGAUUAGUAGUAGAAUGUAUCCUAUUUUAAACUGAUAUGUACAAAAAUUUACACAUUUUGUUGCUCUGUGUGAGAGGUGUAAUUUGUUUUAAUGAUCUAAAUGUUAGUCAAUAUAAUCACACUGUGUCCUUCAUAGAAAGGCUUUAUUUGCCAGAGAUAUCCAAGUGAAUUAUAGAUUCAGUUCUUCAUUUGCACUUUCACUGGACUGCGGAUCUAUACUAAACUAUGUACAUGUUGUAAGAAGCAUUUGUAAAUAAUGUUUCAACUAGUACUUAGAAUAAUAACACUUUGACACACUCUGUUAGAUGUCAAGUAAUAUGUAUGAAAUGAUCAAUCAACUUUAUUGGAAAUUUCUAGUAUUCACGUCACUGAUUUAGAUUAUGUUGCCACUUAGUUUAGUAUAUCCUUGUAAAAAAGAAGUGUGCUUAAUUGAAAUGAAUGUGAGCUUGGAGUGUUCUUAAAAUAUUCAAAGUACACAAAACAACUCUACUUGAUGAUAAUAUAUUACUGAGGAAAUAAAAAGUCACUUAAGUGUAUAAAAAAAAGAGUUCACUUUCAUGACUAUAUUCCUAACACACUUAAGUACACUUUAUAAAAAAUUUUUUUUAAACAUAAUUAAUUUUUUUUUGUUAUGCUUUAAAUAAGAACAUUUAUUUUAAAGCACAAAAAGUAAAUGUCCAUAAUUUAAAAGGUAUUAAAUAUUAUAUUUCAAGUUUGUAUAUUGUAAAUGUUCUAAAUUGCAAGUUCAUCAUUACAAGUAUUUUUCGGUUUCAGUAGUGAUGACAUUAAAGUAUGUUAUAGUUUAACAUAAAUGCAGUAACCAUAUUUCAAAUACAUCAGACGCAAUUGUGAAAUAACAUAUAAGGAUAUUUUUUUAAAGUACUUUCAUAAAUAAUUGCAUUUAAUAUAAAUGUAAGUAUGUAAGUAUUUUAUUUACAUUUUCAUUUAAUUGCAAUGACCAUUCAAUUAACUUCAGUACACAUUCAGGUCACACUUAAGUAUAAUGUUUUAAAUGUUUUAAUAAUGCUCUCAUAAGUGUUUGCUAAAGUUUACUUCUUUUUAACAAGGGUAUACUCAUUAUACAGAUACAUAUCUUACCAUCCUUACGUAUUUUUCUUGUGGCAGGAUUGUUAAAACAAUGUACAGGUUUAUGUCACUGUACAGCCAACCAUUACAUGCUGCUAUUGCCCUGUCCCAACUGACAACCUCAUUUUUGUGUUUCUCCUCAUAAUCUAUAUUUUAGUGACAUAAUGCCACAUAAGCUCCAAAAAAGUAAUUUGCUGUGAAGGUUGCAAAAGGACACAUAGAAGACAACAAAUGCAUGACAAACAUAACAUCCUCUGGCACAGGUCCACGUAAGGGCAUAAUUUAAGACAAGGCCUGAGUUCUCACUGAUGAUAUAUAGCUUGAUAUUCAUUUAUUAUUUUCAUACCGCUUAGUUAUUUUACAGUUAAAGGGUUAGUUCACCCAAAAAUGAAAAUUAGACCAUAAAUUACUCACCUUGUAUUCAUCCUAGGUGUAUAUGACUUUCUUCUUUCAUACGAAUGCAGUCUGGGUAAUAUUAAGAAUUGUCUUUGAUCUUUCAAGCUUUUGAUGCUAAUCAGCAUGUGUUGUUCUGCAUCAGUCAAAGAGAAUUUUAAUAAAAAGCUAAUCAAUUAAAAAAAAAAAGUUUCUCACAUGGCUCUGGAGGGUGAACAAAUGCCUUCUGUAGCAAAUCCAUGCGUUUUUGUAAGAAAAAUAUCCAUAUUAAAAACGUAAUAAUCACUAAAAUCUAGCUUGCGCUCACUGUUGUAAAACAGAAGCAGCUCCGGGGAAUGACGUAUGAGGUCAGCGCUGCGCAUGCGCCGGUGAGUCUCCUGAAAACCAACUUUUGUUAACAUGAGUAAAAUAAAGCAAACUUUCCUUACUUUAGCAAAGAAAAAACAGUCUCUUCUUGGCUUAUAUGGAAAUCCUCCGACAUUCUACUUUACAAAUCCAUGUUUUGUACUUCUAAUUAGUGACCGUUGUUUUGUUCUGAUCGCUCCGCUGUGUUUCUGCAUGCAUGAUUUCUGAAUGGUGCUUGCACAAAGCUGACCUCAUACGUCAUUGCUUCAUUUACAACAGUGAGAGCAUGCAUUAUAAUGAUUAUUAUGUUUUAAAUAUGGAUAUUUUUCUUACAAAAAUGCAUCGAUUUACUACAGAAGGCCUUUAUUACCCUGGAGCCAUGUGAGAGACUUUUUUUGUAAUGGAUUGGCUUUUUAUUAAACUUAUCAAAGACUAAUGCAGUGUAACACCGGCUGAGUGGCAUCAAACAACUUGAAAGAUCAAAGACAAUUUUUUAAAUAACUCCAACUUGGUUCAUAUGAAAGAAGAAGACCAUAUACACCUAAAAUGACUUCAGGGUGAGUAAUUUAUGGCUUAAUUUUCAUUUUUUGGGUAAACUAACCCUUUAAGUCCUCAGAGACACAAUGCUCUUCUGAUGUGUCAAACAAAGCACUCAUCACACCAUAGCACUGAUAGCACACUGACUAUAUAACGUUUGUUCACUUCUGACACAUACUGUAUAGCUGCAAGUUUAUUCUUAUUGAUUUAAUUGAUUGUGUUUUGCUGAAACGGUCCAUGGUGGUUUUAGGGCCUGACUGAGUGGGGAAAUUUAUGUUUUAACUAUACUAGCUUGAGUUUCCCAAAAGUAGGGUUGAUUCAAGAGUGAAAUGCAUUAAUGUGUGGCCAUAAAAAACAUUAUAGCCAUUCACCUGGAAAAGUUAAACAGUCAGACACCAUUUACAAAGAUAUUUAUGGUGUGAUAUGGUGUUUUUCAGAAGCAUCAGUAGUUUUCCUCUCUCUGGUUUUCACAUAUUGGAGAGUCAGUUAUUGACUGGACAGCCUGCAAUGAGGAAAAGCUAUAUUCCAGCAAUACACCUUUAGAAAAUUGCUUUGAGUUUUUAUGUGGAUCAAUACUUUUUUCUCAUUUUCUUUUUAUUUUGCUGGCCACAAUGAGUGGAGUGUGCCUGAGGUCAGUCAGCUGUUUAACAUAAAGCUGAUAUCUGGACUGCUCGCAAUAAAGCAUUUACAACAGACCUGCCAUAAAUACAAAGUCACAUAUGGCAAAAUUUCCAUUCAUGAGGCUGAAAUAUACAGUAUAAAAUCACUAAAGUAUCUGAAAAUCUCCUGGACACAUUGCAGCUCCAAACACUAAAUAAACUAUACACAAUUGUACUGUUGAUUUUAUGUUAUUGAGUAUGCAAAACUUUAUAAUUUGCUGUUCAGGACAAUUCAAUGUGCCAUACAGAAAUUUGUGUCAUGAUUUAUUUAUAUAUUUCAGAACUAUUUAACAUAUUCAAUUUGCUCUAUUGUCUUAUAGUUUCUACAUUAACCAGAAUCAACAAAACACUAAAUUAUUUAACUAAUUUGACUCAUUUCAUAAGAAGUAACACAAAUUAUGAAUAGCCUAUAUCCAUUUUCUAGUCAAUUAAAUAAAAUUAAAAUUCUGCUUUAAAUGCUUUGUUUUGUGAAGAAUUUAGAUGGCCAUCUAAUAAAGGAUCAGCAGAAAUACCCUCAACAGUGUAGUCAUUUGUACAUUAUUCAUCAUGUCAUUGGAUAUUUGGUAAUGAUGUACAUAUAAAGUGGACCAAAGCUUGUAUUGAACUUAUGUAUAUUAAAAUUUUAAACCUCCA